This is a messenger RNA of Apiotrichum porosum, 3306 nucleotides long. RefSeq lists its product as uncharacterized. Lineage: Eukaryota; Fungi; Basidiomycota; Tremellomycetes; Trichosporonales; Trichosporonaceae. Bases 1 to 3306 code for a protein of 1101 amino acids. The record is from RefSeq and is a predicted model, not a curated record. The transcript has a single exon.
AUGUCGUCCACCGCCCAACUCCUCCAGCGUGUGGCCUCGCUGGCUGCGCCAGAACGUGACCAGGAAGUUGUGCGUUAUGCUCGGUCCUCGCAGGACAACCUCGCCUCGGUCCUCGCGGAACUCGACGCUGGCGGAAUGUACGAACGGCGUUUGGGGGCACUGAUGGCCGUCGCGACACGCGACGCCGCCUGGAUCACAGCACAUGUCGCCGACGAGGACGCCGCCUUGUCUCGCUGGGCCAUGAAGGCAGCCAUGGUUGCCUGCCCCCAGGCCCUGGACGCAAGUCUCGAAGACGCGCCCGCCGUGCGCCGCGCGGCACUGAUCAACGCUGUUCUUCAGUCGCACCACGGGGCGAAACGAACCGCGCUCGCCGACCGACUUUUCCCACUGUUCGCGGAGUGGAGCACAGAGGGUGUGGGCCUGCUCGCUGCCUGCUCUCCAGGUGUCGUCGCGUCGGCCUUGCCUAGCCUCUUACACGCAGUCACUCGCUGGAGGUCCCUCGCUCGGGCCCACCCUGCCAUUGUCCUCGAGACACUCCGCGCCGACCUGGCUGCCGCUCCAGCCGUCGACAAGUGGUGGAACAAGUACGCCACGGCUUUACAGUCCAUCCUUCGCGUCUCGCCAGCUAGCGCAACUGCCAUUCUCGGCGCACUAGACGACCGCCCGCCCACGACCUUUCCCUCGGGCCUGCGUUCCUCGCUCAACAUCUUUGCACGGACGGCACCUGGCCGGGUGCUCACGCUCCUGACAUCGGAACUUGGCACUGGCGUCGGGUACCUCGCUCCAAACCUCAUACGCACCCUUGCCCGCUCAGGCGCGCCCGAGCUCGUCGACUAUGCCCGUUCCGUUAGCGGCAACAGCUACGACCUUGCACGUCUCCUGUCAGCACAGCCCCCACGCGACCGGGCGGCGACCUACAACGCCGCAGUGGCAGGGCGUGGCGGAGCCCAAGUCGACGGCGUCAUCCUCGACGCUCUCCCGAGGGCGCUCGCAGCCGAGUUUGCGCGUCGAGACCGCAAGGCUGGCGAGGAGAAGGGCGACUCGUGGCAAGUACUGCUGUUCAAAGACGUCUACCUGCCUCCGGCUGAGGUCCGCGAACCCUUCUUGGAGGGUACUCGCCGUCCUGGGGCGGACGAGCGUAGUACCGCAUGGGCGUUGUUUGUCCGGAACGCAGUCUACUCGGGCGACCCAACGGCCGUGACAGCGGUUGUGGUGGCCGCUGCCGAGCGGCUUCGCAACGAACAGAGCCCCGUUCGCCUCAGUGCUAUUUCAUCGUUUUCAUCUGUUCCCGCGCGCUUGUGGACUAUCGAGGCUCUCCCUCACCUGACCACCGUCUUUCAAGACGCCCUCGACGCACCCGAUACCAAUGACAACGCGUGGAGCGAACUCAUAAUGGUUGCCAUCAGGAUGCUCCGGGAGCGGGGCAGUUCACCAGAACACGUCAAGUGGGCCAUGGACUGUUUGACAAGGGCGAACGUGGCAGCUCGCAUGUUCCAUAUUGGAAGGCGCGACACGCUGCCUCGCAGGCAGGCUAUGGCUCUCUGCAAAACCCUCCGUCCCAUUAUCGACGCUGACCUCAACCGCAAUGACUGCAACCUCGUCAUUGCCCUCGCUCAAGUUCUUGGAAAACACGUCAACGACGUUCCUGAGCUGGAAGCAGACCUCCUCAGGGCUAUCCAAAAUGGCAAACGCUACUAUGCGAUUCAAGCAGUAGACUGCUGGCUCUUGCCCAAGCCUACGAGACACGACCGCGUUCGGCAGCUCAUGGACUUUAGUCCUUCGGCUGCCGACCUCGCCCCAGUCGCCAAGGCCCUGUCGUGGUCGUGUACGGAGCUCCUGGGCGCCGCGCUCGGCAGCCCCCCGUAUGGCCGUUUCCUCAACAAGCAGACUGCCUGGUCUUUCCCAGCCGACUCGCGCGCUACUCGCCGCUGGACUCCCGAACAGACGACGGCUUACCUCGCACAACUCAGCUACCUCGUAAGCAAGAAGGAUCUGCCGACGUGGCACCGCUGCAACGCCGCUCGCACUGCAGGUUCUGUUACUGGCGGGCUCGAUCUUGCGCGCGAGUUGGCCAAGUCCGACAACCUGCCAAUCUCCGAGGCUGCGCUCAUGUCCCUGAGCUCGUCCCCCGACGACCUGCCGCUUCUGUUCAGCUUUGCUGACAACGACAAGGCCCGUGUGGCCAUGUACGCUGCGACUCGCGCAAGCAGGUUUGUCAAACCGUCUCGCCUCGAGCCUCUCCUCGAAGGCAUCCUCACGUCCAAGGCCAAGGUUACGAGCCGCAAGGAGGCUGUGCGCCUUGCGGCCCAGCGACUCCCGGCGCCUCACGCCGCAUCGCUGCUACAGCGGAUUGUGCCCGAGGCGCACAAAGACGUCCGCGCCGCUGCGAUCUCGUUUGCUGCCUUCCAGCUGCUUGGUACGGACGGCGGCUGGGCCAUUGUCAGCAGUGCUGCAAAUGACAAGGACGAGGCGCCCCGCCUCGCUGCGAUCCGCGUCAAGCCGUUGGACGUGGCGCCCGAGUACCGGGAGCGAUAUGCACAGCUGGUAGGCGUCCUGUCCCAGACCGACGACGACAAUGUGGCGUCUAUGGCUCUUGUUACCCUCGAGUGGUGGGCACCAUACUCGGCUUCUGCCCCCGUCAUCCUUGGAAACGCAGCGGCAGACAUGGCUCGCCCCAGCCGUUCCGUGUGGCAGUCUGCUGCUAUGGCAUUGGUCAAGAUUAGCGACACACCCAGUGGGCAGAAGAGCCUGUGUGACGCCAUGGCCUCGCUCGUUGCUCACGGUCCCGAACCUGACGCAGAGGACAAGUGGGACCGCCCCGCCGAUCGCCGCAUUGCGUUCAUGGCUGACCACAUCGACACCCUCGCCGAGCGCGACAGAAAGUAUGGCGCCACUGCGCUCACAUUGUCCCGACUCUUGGCGCAACACGACUUUAUCAGCGACGCAGCGAACCUGCGCCUCAGUGCCACCGAUCUGGACAAGGACGCGGCCACGGUCGUCGAGGAGCUGCGCGAGGUGGCGUUCCUCUGUACCGACCGUCCGGUGCUUGCCGCCGAGCUGGGGCAUGAGCUCAAGGACCGCCUCCAGUGCCGCAGAGGCAACGACGAGCAGUUUCUGGCCGUCGUACGUGACCUCGCGGCGCCGAGUACGGCUGCCGAGGGUCUUCUGGCUGUUGCAAUCGUGGAUGCGUGCGGAGGCAGGGGCGACUGGCCGCACGACUGGCGCAACAUGGUCAAGCUGUUGCGGAACCAUGCCGUUCCCGACGUGCGUGGUCGGGCAAAGCAAAUCAAGACUGCGGACGCGUAG